Messenger RNA from Priapulus caudatus, 3228 nucleotides. RefSeq names its product zinc finger protein 665-like. Gene Ontology annotation, cellular component: nucleus. The record is from RefSeq and is a predicted model, not a curated record. The transcript is spliced from 6 exons. Bases 78 to 2306 code for a protein of 742 amino acids. NCBI's taxonomy places the organism in Eukaryota, Metazoa, Priapulida, Priapulimorpha, Priapulimorphida, Priapulidae.
CGAAGACGUAAAAAACUAAAAAGCGCAAAAGCGCAGUGUAAACAGCGAAAUAACGUUCAAAUUGAACCUAACUCUAAAUGAACACAAUUACGAGUGCAUUAGAGCAAGAUGAUCAACAAAUAGCUCAACACAGCACAGCACCCAUCAUGUUGGAAACGAAUUCUUACCUGACCAGUGCGCCACCUGUUGGCACAGAAGGCUUUCAAUCUUCCAACAAUUCGACACUCAUCGUCUCAACAAGUCUCAAUGUGCCGCAGGCAACAGCGUUCUCUUUUCUAGGAGUUGGAACGCACCAGCCACACAAUAUGAUCCCACCUGAGCAAGCAGAAUUGCCAUUUAUAUCUGCACAGCAAGGAAUUGGUCUGCAAGGUCAACAAAUCGGAAGUGCGCCGCAGCAGGUGAUGGCUUCGCUGCCCGCUGUGUCGGCCACACCGAUCUACUACACCUCCAUGCAGGUGCAGAUGAUGGUACCACCGGACCAGGUAGCCAUGCAGCGACCCCCCGUCCCACCCAUGCAUCAGCUAGAUCUCUACAGUCAGCAGCAGCAGCAACAACAACAGCAGCAGCAGCAACAACAACAACAACAACAGCAGCUGCAGCCGCAGCAACAACAACAACAGCAGCUGCAGCCACAGCAACAGCAGCAGCAGCCACAGCAACAGCAGCAGCAGCAGCAGCCACAGCAAGUGCCUUUAGCUGUGAUGGGUCAGGUUCCACAAGCUAUGACACACACGUUGCCCCAGAUACACCCUGCAAGCCUACAUGUGUGUUCACCCGUAGGAGCAAGUAUACUGCCAGCAGUUCAAGACCACCAACAAAAUGACGACUCCAUAUGGGCCGUCAUAUUAACUGAUUUAGGUAACUCUAUAACCCAACAACAACAACAACAACAGCAACAACAACAACAACAACAGCAACAGCAACAACAGCAACAGCAACAGCAACAACAGCUGCAGGUCCUUCCAGAGCAGCAGCAGCAGCAGCAGCAGCAGCAGCAGCAGCAGCAGCAGACGUGUGAGCGUAGCAACGACGCCGUCCCACCGAUCGCCGCCGGCAACGAGCAGCCUUCCCAGAAGAACCUCAUUGUCGAGAGGAAGAACCUGAUCGAACGGCGGACGAAGGACGCGAGAGAGUUCGAGUGCAACAUCUGCCACAAGCUGUUCGCGAACCUCUCGAACGCCGUGAGGCACGUCCGGGUGCACAACGGCGCCCGACCGUUCGCGUGCGACGCGUGCGACGCAAAGUUCUCGCAGUCGGGACACCUGAAGCGGCACAAGCUCGGCCACGGAGGCGUGAAGCCUCACGAGUGCAGCGUGUGCGGGCGCUGCUACCGCGUGCGCGAGACCCUGCAGCACCACAUGCUGUCCCACAGCGACGAAACUCCGUUCUCAUGCGACGUCUGCGGACGCAAGUUCAAGGACGGGCGCGCAAAACGCGCGCACGCGCGGAUACACUCCGACGGAAAGAAAUACGCGUGCGCGCACUGCAGCAGCAAGUACUUCAGGAAGAGUCACCUCGCCCGACACAAGAAGGUCGCGCACCCGCACCUGAAGGUGUGCGAUAAGUGCGAGAACGAGUUCGAGGGGCAGGUGGCGUUCCUGUGCCACCGGCGCACGUGCGGCAAGCGCAUCAAGGUUCCCGCCAACGGCAAGGUGUACAUGUGCAACGUCUGCCAGGCGAUGUUCUCCAACGUGUCGAACCUGAAGCGACACUACCGCACGCACACGGGAGAGAAGCCGUUCGCGUGCGCGACUUGCCGGGCGACCUUCGUCCAGUCGAACCAGCUGAAGCGGCACGCGCUCAGCCACACGCGGGAGAAGCGCUACGACUGCGCGCGCUGCGGAGCGCGAUUCGCGUCGCGCGACUCGCUGCACCGACACGAGCGCCGGCACACGGGCGCGCGACCUUACCGCUGCGACCUCUGCGAUAAGAGCUUCCCCGACCUGAAGAAUCUCAAGGGUCACAUGGUCGUGCACUCGGACGAGCGGCCGUACGGCUGCCCGUUCUGUCCGACGACGUUCAAGCGCGCGCCGCAUAUGAAGCGACACGUGAGGAGUCUACACGCGGGCGGCGGCGACGACGACGACGACGCGCGCGGGAAGGGCGUCGCCGCCGCCGCCGCCGCCGGGAGGGGGAAGACGAAAAACAGGUCGAAGAGGAGGAAGAGGAGCGAUGUGGAGCUAUCGGCCGGUCCCUCCCUCGCGACUGACGGCGCUGGCGGGGACGAUGUUAAUCCGUCGUCGACGUUAGACGAUGCAGCGGGGGAUGUUGAGAGUGCUGACAGAGAGAAGAGAGUGAUAACUUGAUUCCGCGACAGAAGUAAUAUAUUAUCGUUUUUAUGUGUGCGUCGAUUUUUGUCUCGUCGCGCGUGUAUGAAUCUCACGUGGUAAUGUAGUGUGUACAACGAGAUGUUUUCGCGAUGUUACAUGUAUCCAGUCUCAUUUGCUUACAUUUUUUGGUGUUACGUUGAGAUUUGACGGCAUUCACAGUAAACACGGUAAAUCUAAGUAAAUAGGGGGUUUUUCCCGGCUGCUGUCCUGGGUUUUACUUAGUAAUUGCAGUCGGCUUGACGCACGCUAAAUUACUUUUCGAUUGUUCGCAGCCUUGAACGCAGGAAAUUGCUUUUUCGUUGAAUGCCUGCUUUCUGAUUGAAACUCGCUGAAAUAUUGGAUUGGGCUAGAUCUUGUAAUGGCAUCAAAAGCUAGAUUGACAUGUACUACUUCAGCAAAUAGUCGGUGACACCAGUGGUGGGUGUCUAAAUUAGCACUAGCCUGGUGCUGCCUGUGUUUGCAUCGUCCUAUAAUUCACUCUAUGCUAGCCGGCUGGCUACAUGUGGCAGCAUGAAGAUAUAUACAUCAAAGUCUAAUAAUACAUUAUCUAAUUAAUAAAUAAUGUAUUAUUAGCUCUCACAUACAUGCAGAUAUCUAUACUUUAUAGUAAGCUAGAUUGCCAUGUACUACUUCAGCAAAUAUUCGGUGACACCAGUGGCGGGUGUCUAAAUUAGCACUAGCCUGGUGCUGCCUGUGUUUGCAUAAUGUAUAGUACAGGUGUGUGCAUGGUGGUAGCUCUACGACAUGCAGCCUGUAUGGGAGAAGGGAUUACUGAUAAUGAUGAUGUAAUUGAAAAUGAAUGUAGGAUAUGUUGCAAUGGAAUGUAGGAUAUGUUGUGAUUGAAUAUAGGAUAUGUUGCAAUGGAAUGUAGGAUAUGUUGCAAUGGAAUGUAGGAUAU